This is a messenger RNA of Ictalurus furcatus (blue catfish), 1981 nucleotides long. RefSeq names its product C-type mannose receptor 2-like. The record is from RefSeq and is a predicted model, not a curated record. The transcript is spliced from 6 exons. The coding region runs from base 347 to 1924 and encodes 525 amino acids. Lineage: Eukaryota; Metazoa; Chordata; Actinopteri; Siluriformes; Ictaluridae.
UCCCAGGCUCCGCUUCAGACAUCGCUCCGCCUUCCUACUCCACCGAGGACGUCACUCCCCAUUAGGCUCCACUUUGAGCUUCGUUCCCCCUGUUGUGCUGCGUGGAAGCCAUCGCUCUGUGCUCACGUCAUCUUACUGCGGUGCUGAAGAGACCGCCCCACAACUAACAAAGGUUAAUUGAGACCUUCAUUUUGAUGUUCAGUAACCAGUCUUACUGCAUCUUACUAAAGCCCUUCCCACAUGCUGUCAACACCAGUAAUCAGAAUUCUUAUUUAAUCUAGCUGGAACAAAAAUAAUUGGCAGAAACCUACGAACAGGAGACGAGAGCAAAGAUCCAUGAGGAGCCAUGCUUCAACUGUUGCUACUCUUUGGGUUUUUCAGCCUCGGUGUCUGUCUCCCUCGUCAGUAUCACUUCAUUAAUGAGAAUAAGACCUGGGCUGAAGCACAGAGAUACUGCAGAGAGAAUUAUGAUGAUUUAGCCAGUAUUAAUAACACUGAAGAGGAACUGGCCCUUACUAACAUAACAGACAUCUGGAACAACAACCGAACCUGGAUUGGACUGUAUGAUGAUCUGAACAGCUGGAAAUGGUCUCUGGAUGAUGAUUCUUUCUUCCAGGAAGGAGGGAGAAGCUUUAGAAACUGGUAUAUACAGAAACCAACGAACUAUAAUGGAAACAGUUUGUGCGUAUAUUUAUCGGGUUCUUCUGGAGUAUGGUAUGAGGCCUCUUGUUCUUUGACACUUCCAUUCAUUUGCUUUGAUGGUAGUGUGAAUGCCAGUGAAAGAUAUGUCCUGGUUAAUCAGAACCUGAACUGGACUGAAGCUCAGAGCUACUGCAGAAAGAAUUACACAGACCUGAUCAGUGUGAGGAACGAGACUGAGAACCAUAUGAUAAGAUCAUUAUUAACUAAUAUGAAUAAUUACUAUGGUUCCUUGUGGAUUGGUCUGUACAGAACCAGGUCUUGGUCAGAUAAAAGCAACUCUUCAUUCACCAACUGGAAUCCUGGACAACCAGAUAAUUAUGCACAGAAUGAAUCCUGUACUGCCGUGUCAUUUAGUAGUGAUAAUUAUUAUUAUUAUAAUUAUUAUUACUCUUAUCUGUAUUAUGGGAAAUGGACAGAUGAAAACUGCGGUCAAGCUUUUCCGUUCCUCUGUUACAGCACAACAUUAUCAUCAUCCUCUCAUCAGUAUCACUUUAUUAAUGAGAAUAUGACCUGGACUGAAGCACAGAAAUACUGCAGAGAGAAUUACACUGACCUGGCUACCAUUGAUAACAUGGAGGAAAUGAACACACUCCUUAACACAGUAAAUGGCAGCUACUCAGGUUUAGCCUGGAUUGGACUGUAUGAUGAUCUGGACAGCUGGAGAUGGUCUCUGGAUGAUGAUGCUUUCUACCAGGAGGGAGAGAGAGACUUCAGAGGGUGGGACCAGCAACCUGAUAACAACAAUGCGCGAGAACUGUGUGUUUAUAUUAGAUCUGAUGGAACAUGGUUUGAUGGAAACUGUGACACAUAUUUACCUUUUGUUUGCUAUGAUGGAAAAAAUGGAACGGACGAUUAUAGGUGGAUUUUGUCUUACAUGCCCUGGAGACAAGCUCAGGAUUACUGCAGAGAGCAUUACACAGACCUGGCCAGUGUGAGAAACCAAACAGAUAAUCAAAGAAUCCUCAACCUCACCGGUGGCAAUGAUGCUUGGAUUGGUCUAUACAGAACCAGACUCUGGUCAGAUAAACAGGAAUCCACAUAUGAAAACUGGAGAACAUACACCCCGUAUAUACCUGCACAGCCAGACAAUGGUGUAUAUGCUCCAUGGGAAUACGGUAAUCAGCACUGCACUGCUAUAUCAUUCAGUGACUCAGGCUACUGGACAGAUGAGAACUGCUUCACCACAUUCCCUUUUAUCUGCUAUAACAGUGAGUUCAUCUAAUUGUCCUUUACUCAUUGAUUAUUGCAACACAUGAAGAGAUUUAUCCAGUCUACCCAA